Messenger RNA from Neltuma alba, 2622 nucleotides. Its product is annotated as protein cereblon. The record is from RefSeq and is a predicted model, not a curated record. Gene Ontology annotation, cellular component: Cul4A-RING E3 ubiquitin ligase complex. The transcript is spliced from 10 exons. Gene Ontology annotation, biological process: protein ubiquitination. Lineage: Eukaryota; Viridiplantae; Streptophyta; Magnoliopsida; Fabales; Fabaceae. Bases 237 to 2003 code for a protein of 588 amino acids.
GAAAGCGGUGGGGGCUGGAAACGAGAAAACGAACAGUCCAAAAACGGAGAGAGAGAGACAGGGAGGAAAUUGAGCAGAGGGAAGGUCUGGCCAAACGGUAAGGAGAAAGUUUGUGUGGUUUCAUCCACGUCAUGAUUAAGAGCGUGCCAAGUAAUUAAAAAGAACAUCCAUUAGUUCGUUACUACAGUUUCAUUUCAUUUCUUCAUCAACCUGCUUUAGACGAAACCCUAGGAGUAAUGGAUGACGACAGAAUACGCGAGAGGGAGAGGCAUCAGAUCGAGCAGAUUCGCCAGCUCGAUCACGACGAAUUGCGGGUUGAGGAAGUUGAUGACCUAGAAGACGAUAGAAUGCAGGUGGUAAUGGGUGACGAGAGAAUACUCGAGAGGGAGAGGCUUCAGAUCGAGCAAAUUCGCCAGCUCGACCUGGAAGAGUUGCAGGUUGAGGAAGUCGAUGACCUCCGAGACUCAUCCGACGAGGACGCCAACGGCCGUACUGACCGUGCUAGGCCUGCCUCAUCCGAUGAUUUCACCUUCGAUACGUGUAUAACGUCUUUGCACACAUAUCUGGGUGAGGUUGAGGACACGCACCACAGGACUGCCUUCUUGGACGGUGGGGCUCGUUUAAGCCUCCCACUUUUCUAUCUUGAAGGAGUUGUACUCUUUCCUGGGGCUACUCUUCCCCUGAGAGUUAUUCAACCCAAUUUUGUUGCCGCUGUUGAACGAGCACUGAGCCAAGUUGAUGUUCCUUACACUAUUGGUGUGAUUAGAGUUCAUAGGGAUGCUGAAAAUCGUAGGACAAAAUUGGCAAGAAUUGGAACAACUGCAGAGAUUCGACAAUACAGGCGGCUAGAGGAUGGUUCCCUUAAUGUGGUUACCCGUGGACAACAACGGUUUCAACUGAAACGCCAUUGGUUUGAUGUGGAAGGAGUGCCUUGCGGAGAUAUUCAAAUAAUAGAGGAAGAUCUACCAUCAAGAACUCCCAAGGAUGCUUUUGUAAAAUUAGCUCCUUUAAGUAAUCUGCCUCAUAACCGUGGUGUCUCACGUAUGGCUUCAAAUUUUUCUUGCGCUAAAUUGCAUGGUUCCAAAAAUGAGGAUGAUGAUUCAGAUGACAGCUUCGAGAGCUUUGAGGAGGAACUUUCACCAACAGAAAGGAGAAUCCACCAAUCUAUCACUGGUUCUGGUCAUGGGCAUGAUAUCAUGGAUGAAUCAUCUAACAGUGAUUAUGAAGAAUGUAUACAUGAGUCUGAUCGUGAAAUUAGAUUUAGCCUAAAUGACUCUGACAUGACGAGGUCAUUGCUCUCUGAGCGUGGAAAACAAACUGUAAAUACAGACUUGACUGGGGGCAGCUGUUCCACUUCAGGUUUAGGCAAGCAACCCUGCAAAAAGGCAUCGUGUAAAAGUACAAGUGCCAACUUCUCUCAUGGAAUUCCAAGGGCAUUCUGGCCCCAUUGGGUAUACCGAAUGUUUGACUCCUAUUGCCUUGCGCAGAGGGCAGCAGAUCUGUGGAGGAAUGUGGUUGGGACACCAAGCAUGGAUGGUCUUGUGAAGAAGCCUGAUAUUUUAUCAUUUUAUAUUGCCAGUAAAAUACCUGUGUCCGAAUGUACAAGGCAGGAGCUUUUGGAGAUAGAUGGCAUCUCAUAUAGAUUGCGUAGGGAGAUUGAAUUACUAGAGUGUGUUAAUCUUAUUCGAUGUAGAAACUGCCAGACUAUCAUUGCAAGGCGGAGUGAUAUGUUGGUGAUGUCUAGAGAGGGUCCUCUUGGGGCUUAUGUUAAUCCAGGUGGUCAUGUCCAUGAGAUCAUGACUCUGCACAAUGCAAGUGGCUUAGCACUUGUGGGGCGAGCACAUACACAAUACAGUUGGUUUCCUGGAUAUGCAUGGACAAUCGCCAACUGUGCUACAUGUGAAAGCCAAAUGGGGUGGCUUUUUACAGCAACGAACAGAAAACUGAAACCCAGAUCAUUUUGGGCGAUACGCAGUAGUCAAGUUGCGGAAGAGAUGCGCUAAAACUGUAUUUAAUGUGGAUACCAAUCAUCUUCGUUCUGUUUGAAGCACUUGUCCAUUGUGAUGGCCUCAUGCAUCCAUUUGCGAUGUAUACAAUGCUUCUGGAUAGGCAUAUAAUGCUUGCAUUGUAACAGCUUUGCGAACUAAAGUAACGCAUGAAUUUAACCUCUUUUAUAGCCUUGUUCUUAUGUACCAACUGUAGAAGACGUGAUAUCAUUCUAGAUCUCUUUCGUGUCUAUUAGGCAAUGUCUUGUUCAUUGGUAAGCAUGAGGUUGUACCUACAGCAUCUUUCAGUUCUGGCAGCUUCACGUACCAGCUGCUGCUGCGUGUUCUGUUCUCAUAGAUUAGCUGCCUCCUUUGUGAUACCGUCUGCCUCAGAGCUAGAGGCUCGGGUUGGGCAUGAAUCAUAGAUAGCAUGUCCAAUUCAUCACCCGAUCGAUCUUUAAUCGGGCUGGAGCAUGUUACUUUCGAAGGAGAUUCAUGAGAGGACUUGUUAACCUGAGGAUUUGGUUAUUUCUAAUCUCAUAAAAUUUGUUGCCUUUUUCAUUUUUGUAUGAAAUAUGUUGAUAUAUAAUGUAGCCUGGUUACAUAAAUUAUUAAUAUUAUUUAUAUUUAAAAUUAA